Messenger RNA from Ceutorhynchus assimilis (cabbage seed weevil), 1036 nucleotides. The record is from the annotation of a GenBank genome assembly. NCBI's taxonomy places the organism in Eukaryota, Metazoa, Arthropoda, Insecta, Coleoptera, Curculionidae.
GUUUUGUUGUGUGGGUUUUAAAUUAUCUCUUGUUAAUUUGAAUAUUCUAUGAUUUGAAUUAUUCAAGCAUUAAAAAGAGUUGCCUUGAUUCUGAUAGUCAUCGAAGGAGUAAAUUAUUUGAGGAAAUCAAAACAGUGCAAAUUGCAGAAAAUCGGUGGAAUUUGGAAAAAGCCGGACUAACAAAUUUUCCAGAUCUGUGGUUAAAGUUUUAAUCUGCAGUAAAGAUAAUAAGGCAUGGGCUCAUUAAAAAGAGGAGCCCUGAUAGUUAUCGAAGGUGUGGACCGUUCUGGCAAAUCCACCCAAUGCAAAAAACUGGUGGAGUCGUUGAGAAACAAAAACCUUAAAGCGGAACUGAUGAAUUUUCCGGACAGGACAACGUUGACGGGCAAACUAAUUAGCGAUUAUUUGAGGGAUCCCGAGUGCACGUUGAACGACGAGGCCAUACAUUUGCUGUUUUCCGCCAACAGAUGGGAAAAUGUGGACAAAAUGAAGGAUUUUUUGUAUGCGGGGACUACUGUCAUUGUGGACAGGUAUUCCUACUCAGGAAUUGCAUUUUCUUCAGCCAAAAAAGGUAUGGACAUAAACUGGUGCAAGCAUCCAGAAAUCGGUUUGCCAAAACCCGACCUAGUGAUUUUGCUUACGCUGAGUGCCGAGGCUGCUGCGAAAAGAAGCGGGUUCGGCGAGGAAAGGUACGAGACCAAAGCAAUGCAAAGUAUGGUGUCCAAAGUGUUUGAGAACUUGGCCAAACAAGAGGACAACUGGAAAAUCGUGGACGCUUCCGGUAGUAUGGACGAGGUGCACAGCGUGCUACUUCAAGACAUUCUGAAGAAGAUUAGUGAAGUAGCGGAUAGUGAGUUAGAAAGUUUAGAGUUUUUGGGGUAGGUUUAGGGGAAUUUUGAGGGAUUUGGUUAUGAACAAAGUGAGUUAUAUAAGUGUGCUAAAACUAAUAACUCACUACUGGCUGUUAGCUGGAUUUUUUAAAACAAAGUCUCGAACAGUAUUUAAUUGUGUUUAAUAAAAGGAUAUUUUUUAAAUA